UGGAUUUCUUGGCUCUCGAAUGUCGGAUGCUAAGCGUCACUAAAGAGAAUACUGCACUUGUUACGAUUCAAGUGUGCACGGAACGAAAGCCUUGUAACUUGUUACCUGCCUGUUAGCGACCAUGGCCUUGUUCGGUGACGAUGCGGACAGGGAGCAGUUCUUCGAGGCAGCACGCAAGCAGGCGAAGGAGGACUUCGAGUCGGACAACUCAAAUGUGCAGGCUCUCGUGCGAUGGGGUGGCGCGAUGCUGGAGCUGGCUCACUACAAGCAAGGGGAGGAGUCCGUCGACAUGAUUAAAGAGGCGAUUGUCAAGCUUCAACAAGCUGUUUCUCUGGAUGCUGAGCGGGCGGAUGCUUACUGGUGCCUAGGCAAUGCCUACACCUCGCUGGGUUUCCUGUGCCCCGAGAAGUCCCGGGCGCUUCAGAACUUCAACGAGGCCUCGAAGGCCUUCAAGCACUGCUACGACAAGGAGCCCAACAACGAGACGUACAAGAAGGCCCUGGAGAUGUGCGAGAAGGCCCCCGACUACUAUGAUGAGAUCCAGUCGCACAUCUCGCAGCAAACGGCAGUGAUGGAGGCCACGGGCGGCCGGCGGGGCGGUGCCGCGGGGGCGGCCGCCGCCGGCUCCUCCUCCGUGCCCGAGUGGGUUUGGGACCUGGGCGGCUGGGUGCUGCUGGGUGUGGCGGUCACCGGGGCGCUCAUCCUCGCAAAGUCGGGGGCACCCAAGCCCACCGCGUAAGGGAGGCGGCGUAGUUUGUUGGGGAGCGUUUGCAGUGUUGGGGACAGUUUGUGAGGCUGUUGUGUUCAUGGGGUGCAGCGUUCGGGUUUGGGUUGGAGAUGAGGCGGCGUGUGUGCACUUGUUGGGUUAUAUUAUGUGGGUAGUACCUCGGGUUUGGUACCAUGGUUUGGGGGAUGAUGGUGUUGACAGUGGCGAGGAAGGGGAUGGCCGGGGGACUGCAACUACAAGGAAUUUGGAACAGGCGGGCAUGUCGCCCCGUGCGCACGAGGAGAGAGGCAUGCAGCUAUGAGGUGGAGCAUGGGUAUGCGCAUCGCUGUGAUGCAGGGAUGGGGCUGAAGAGGCCUGGGGCGCAGAGGAGGUUUGCCAACGGGGUUCGGGAAAGUGGGAGUGGGGGGUGUUACAGAGGACACAUGUGAGGGACCCGGGCCAAAGGAUGACGAUUGGUGGAGGCGUGUAGUCCCGGGUAUUGUCCGGGAUUCCUCAUUAAGGUUUCUGUGUGUUUUGCCGUUCCUCUGUGUCAGUUUUUUUGGGGGGCGGCAAUGACGGCUGCGUGUCGUGGAUUGGCAUAGCCGGCCAUGCAAGGGAACUUCAACAGUGGCCGUUGUUACUGUCUCACGGAAGGCAACAUCACGACAACAACGAUGUGGGCUGUAACCUGCUU
Messenger RNA from Astrephomene gubernaculifera, 1400 nucleotides. Lineage: Eukaryota; Viridiplantae; Chlorophyta; Chlorophyceae; Chlamydomonadales; Astrephomenaceae. The record is from the annotation of a GenBank genome assembly.